AUGGUCCGUGUUGCAUAUAAAGGGUUGACUGCUUCAUCUGAAAAGAUUAAUGACCUCCUUGAUGGUGAAAACGUAAGAAGAGUAUGUUCAAAGGAAAGUAAGGGAGAGAGACUGUGGCGAAAAUUAAAAUAUCAGCUUGUAGAAUACAAUUCAUUGCCAGCCUACUUAAAGGACAAUGAAUACAUAUUGGAUUAUUAUCGAGCAGAGUGGCCAUUGAAACAGAUCUUCCUUAGCAUUUUCGCAAUUCAUAAUGAGACACUUAAUGUCUGGACGCAUUUGAUAGGGUUCUUCCUUUUCCUCUUUCUUACCAUAUACACAGCUAGGAAAGCUCCGAUGGUUGUAGAUUUCAACUCCCUACAACAUUUGCCUGAAAUGAUAGGAAAAACAGAUUUUAAUAAGAUUCGUUUAGAGCUCUUGAAUUGCCUGCCUUCAAUGGCCAACAUGCCUCAUCUUCUUAAAUUUAAAAAUGAGUUGAAUGCAUCUCUUCAUUCUUUGGACUUCUCCUCAUUAUCAAGUUGGAAUGUUGUGGAACUUCUCUCCAAUUGCUUGUCCAAGCAAUUUUCCAUAGAAGUAACCACAAUCACAUUGUUACAGAAUGGUGUGAAAGAUGACAUGAUGGACGUUGUAUCCCCCUUAAUGGUGCAACCGAUUACAAGGUGGCCUUUUUAUGCCUUCUUAGGUGGGGCCAUGUUCUGCUUGCUAGCUAGCAGCACAUGCCACCUACUUGCUUGCCACUCACAGCGCCUUUCCUACAUUAUGCUCAGAAUUGACUAUGCUGGGAUUGCUGCGUUAAUUGCAACUUCAUUUUAUCCUACUGUAUAUUACUCAUUUAUGUGCAACCCCUUUUUUUGCUUCCUCUACUUGGGUUUCAUAACAUUAAUGGGGAUUGUUACUAUUUUCUUCUCUCUUCUACCAUUCUUCAAUAAGUCAGAGUUUCGCAAGUACCGUGCUUCCCUCUUCUUUUUAAUGGGAUUUUCAGGGUUGGCUCCCAUAAUACAUAAGCAGAUAUUGCACUGGCAUCACCCAGAGGCCUUGCAAACUACUGGUUAUGAGAUAUUAAUGGGACUUCUUUAUGGUUUGGGAGCUCUAAUCUAUGCCACAAGGAUACCAGAGAGGUGGAUGCCCGGCAAGUUUGAUAUUGCUGGCCACAGUCACCAACUUUUUCAUGUCUUGGUUGUGGCAGGGGCUUACACACACUAUCUUGAUGGCUUAGUCUACCUCAGAUGGAGAGAUUUGAAAGGUUGUUAG
Messenger RNA from Gastrolobium bilobum, 1248 nucleotides. RefSeq names its product heptahelical transmembrane protein 4-like. NCBI's taxonomy places the organism in Eukaryota, Viridiplantae, Streptophyta, Magnoliopsida, Fabales, Fabaceae. Gene Ontology annotation, cellular component: membrane. The transcript has 3 exons. The coding region runs from base 1 to 1248 and encodes 415 amino acids. Gene Ontology annotation, molecular function: signaling receptor activity. The record is from RefSeq and is a predicted model, not a curated record.